AUGGCCGAGAAAGAAGCGACUAUUUUCGUGCUAGAUCUGGGCUCUACAAUGGCCCAGACGCACAGUGGAAGAUCAGAAUCCGACCUGGAAUGGAGCAUGCAAUACGUAUGGGACAAGAUCACAGACAUUGUCGCCGCGAACCGAAAAACACUAUGUGUUGGUGUGUUGGGCCUCAGAACAGAUGAGACUGACAACAAACUUCAAGACGAUGAUGGCUAUGAGAAUAUUGCAGUACUACAGGAGCUGGGGCCAAUGACUAUGGCGUCUUUGAGGAACCUGCAGUCCCUUGUGAAGCCGAGCAACACUUGGUCCGGAGAUGCUGUUUCGGCUAUUGUUCUUGCCAUUGACAUGAUCGACACGUUUACAAAGAAACUCAAAUGGAAUCGAAAGAUCUUCUUGGUCACGGACGGUCAAGGCCCGAUGGACGCGGAUGAUUUGAGCGACAUCUCGAAGAAAAUGAACGACUCCAACAUCCAACUCACUAUCCUAGGUGUGGAUUUUGAUGAUCCAGACUACGGCUUUAAGGAAGAGGACAAGCCAAGCACCAAGAGAGAGAACGAGAAAGCCCUCAGAUCACUUGCCAAUGAGUGCAAAGAUGGUGUUUUCGCGACCAUUGCCGAGGCCAUCGAUGAGCUCGACACCCCCCGAAUCAAAGGAGUGAAGCCUUACAAGACAUAUGACGGCACUCUUACUCUCGGUGAUCCCAAAACUUUCCCCGCGGCCAUGAGUAUCAACGUUGAGAGAUACUUCAAGACCCAUCUCGCACGACCUUUGACAGCAAGCACAGUGGUUGUCAAAUCUGACGGUGGACCAGAAUCUGAAGCUACGCAACCAGCUGAGGGCGAUGAGAUGGAGGGAAUCGAAUUUUCCGCAGUCAAGCAGGCUCGGUCGUACAAGGUCAAUGAUCCAGAUGCUCCAGGAGGAAAGCGAGACGUCGAGUUUGACGAUCUCGCCAAAGGCUACGAAUAUGGGCGAACCGCAGUCCAUAUCAGUGAGUCAGAGCAUAACAUCACCAAGAUUGACACACAGAAGAGCUUCUCGAUUGUUGGAUUCAUCCCAUGCUCAAAGUACGAACCAUUCCUUAACCUUGGCGAGACAUGCGUGACGGUAGCCCGCAAGUUUGAUGCCAAAUCCGCCCUUGCUCUUUCAUCUCUCGUUUGGGCUCUCUCUGAACUCGAGUCUUAUGCGAUUGCCCGAAUUGUAACUAAAGAUGGCAAAGACCCGCUGUUGGUGCUGCUAGCACCUGGCAUGGAACCAGACAUGGAGUGUCUGUACGAUAUCCCUCUGCCUUUUGCAGAAGACAUUCGGAGCUACCAGUUCCCACCCUUGGAUAGGGUCAUCACAGUUACCGGCCAGACUCUUACCAAGCACAGACUACUCCCUACAGAUGAGCUUAGCGAUUCCAUGAGUGACUAUGUCGACGCGAUGGACUUGUCAACAUACGGCAUAGACGACAAUGGUGACCCGGCUGAAUAUGUACCUAUUGAUGAAACGUUUAACCCUACCGUUCACCGUGUCAACCACGCCGUGAAAUCACGAGCAGUCUACCCUGAGAAAUCCGUUUCAGAGAUCCCUCCUACAUUGCUGCGGUUUGCUCAACCACCCCAAGACCUGGUGGAGAAAGUGCAAAGCAAGGCGGAUUCUCUUAUUGAAGCAGCUGAUGUCAAGAAAGUACCACCCAAGGUUAAGGGUAAACGCGGCAGAGAAACAGUCAAGCCUAUUUCAGGCCUUGAUGUAGAUGCUCUUCUGGGCGAAGAGGAGAAGGGCGAGAUCAGUCCUGACAAUGCAGUGCCCGAAUUCAAGCAGAUACUUGCUGCAACUGAAGAGGUCUCUGAUAUUGAAGAAGCAGCAAAGCAGAUGGGUGCAAUCAUCUCAAAUUUCGUGACGGAAAGCUUUGGUGAUGCUAAAUACCAACGCGCUCUGGAGUGUUUGGGUGUCAUGCGAGAAGAACUUAUCAGCCUCGAAGAACCUGGAUUGUACAAUACCUUUAUGCAAGGCUUGAAGAAGAAGCUUCUUGGUGGAGCUCUAGGAGGCGACCGACGAGAUUUCUGGUUCAAGGUACGAUGGGGACGUCUUGGUCUCAUUGACCACAAGCAGUCUGAAGUGUCUGAGAUAUCUGUAGAAGAAGCGGACGAGUUCUACAAGUCAAAGUAA
Messenger RNA from Fusarium sp. VM40, 2154 nucleotides. NCBI's taxonomy places the organism in Eukaryota, Fungi, Ascomycota, Sordariomycetes, Hypocreales, Nectriaceae. The record is from the annotation of a GenBank genome assembly.